This is a messenger RNA of Tachyglossus aculeatus (Australian echidna), 531 nucleotides long. RefSeq names its product transmembrane protein 223-like. The transcript is spliced from 3 exons. Gene Ontology annotation, biological process: nervous system development. Gene Ontology annotation, cellular component: mitochondrion. The coding region runs from base 1 to 531 and encodes 176 amino acids. The record is from RefSeq and is a predicted model, not a curated record. NCBI's taxonomy places the organism in Eukaryota, Metazoa, Chordata, Mammalia, Monotremata, Tachyglossidae.
AUGUUAGCCAGAGUGGGGAUGCUGGAGGGAGGACAGCUGUGUCGCAACGGUCCCGGCCCCUGGUGCUCCUAUGGCAACAACAGCAUCUUCUUCUACAAAAGUAUACCCAGCCCCGCGCGGUCCCCGCCCUCUGGACCGGAAGCGGAAGCGGAAGCGGAAGUGGCGCCCGCGCGCCGAGGGCCUGCGAGGGGCUCCGCCUUGUGGCGCCAUGGGCUGACCCUCCCCUGUGCCGCCACUGGGUCCCUGGUGCUGACGGCAGGACUGCUCUUCUCCAACCGGUCCGUGCAUUCCGUGCUGCUGCGAGCCGGGGGGCAGCGGGUGACCGUCACCACCCACGGCCCCUUUGGCCUGGGAGCCGAGUUCACCGUGCCUCUGCGCCACGUGUCCUGCCUGGCCCACCGGGGCGAGGUGCCCGCCGUGCUGCCUCUCAAGGUUAAGGGCCGGCGCUUCUACUUCCUCCUGGACAAGGCCGGACGUUUCCCCAACCUGCGGCUCUUCGACGUCAAGGUGGGAGCUUACCGGAGUCUGUGA